AUGACAACCACAACUGUUGCCCGGCCUGCACAGGCACUGCGCAAUCGUCGCGACGCACCACGACCGACCCUCCCCCUCAAGCGCGCCUCCGUCAUGGAUGCCACUGCUGAGUCCGCCGGCAAGAAGCGCAAGCUGAACGAGCCACACGUAAUUACCAAAGACCAUAUUCUGAAGAAGUUCAAGGACCGCCAGCCAUCCCUCACCGUCCACCUCCACGAUGCCCAUUGGAAGUUUGAGGGCCAGGAGGGCAGCUUCGACUACCGCUCGCCCAUGGUCGCUUUCCUCAGAGCUCUACGAAAGUCCGAGCUCCCGCCCGACAUGUUGGAAGAGCUGCUAGCCGGCAACGUGCCUUUUUACGACGGCUGCCUCAUCGUGGAGAUACACAAUCAUGUGUCUGGGAAGGGCAAAGACAAGGGCAAGAAUAGCUCCGCAACAGGAGGAGAUCAGGUCCGAUAUUCUAUGCACAACUACAACAGUUAUGUGACACCUUCUCCCUUUGUGCCGUAUCCCAAGAAGGCAAAGGAGAACGAGCCUCCAGCGGACGAAGAUGCUGCCAAGGCAGGAGAGGAGAAGAAGACGAGUGCGGGCAAGGACAGGGGCAAGGGCGGAACACAGGUUGUGACAGAGGUCAUGUUUCCCACUGAUCGGUCCCGUCAUAAGGAGCUUCUCAUACUGGCGAAUACUCCCGCCUCAGAAAUGAAGGGCAUGAAGCGCAGCAUCGAUGGAGCCACCCCCUCGUCGGCGCAACCACCGACGCCGCAACUCUCAGUCGGUCCUAAUCUCGCUGCUGGAGGCAGAUCACCGGGGCAAGAUAACAAGAUGUGUCUGGAAGAUUCUGAGAUUUAUCAAUUUGAAGCAGAAAUGCUGCUUACUACCCAGCCUCCGUUGUUUCUCGAGCCCGUCAAGAAUCCACGAGAGGCGGAGAAGGUGCUGGAAAUGCUCGCACAUCCACUACAUAGCGAUCCGCCGCCCUCGCCCAAAACGCGCAAGAGGACGACUGCGGAGAUGGCUGCAGACGAUGCGCAAGCCGCUGAGGCAGAGCGGCGCAUGCUUAUCAUGGACGAGCGUAUCAAGGCUACCACAGCCGGAGACACAGCAGGGACGGCACAGGCGCUCGGAUUUUCCCGCUUCAAGACAAUACAAAUGGUCCGCGAAAACCACGAAGAACAGGAGCGCAAGAAGAAGGAAGAGGAAGCUCAGGCUGCGGCGCAACGAAAGCACCAAGACUUGCUCGAGCAGAAGGAGAAGGAGCAAAAGCAACAGCAAGCAGAGCAACAGCGACAGUUGAUGAAUCGUCGACAACAUCAAGCCCGCCAGGCGCACGAAAUGCGCGUGCAGCAGUCGCAGCAACAAGCAGCGCUGCUGGCACAGCAGCAGCAACAGCAGAACAACCUGAUGGCAAACCAGCACCAGGGCAGCUUCCAGCAUCCUGUCUCUGUGCCUCAAGCUAGUCCGGUCGUCAGACAACAGACACCGAUGAUGAACUCGUCGCCGAUGCUGCCGCAGAACGGUUUCCCAAUGACCGCAACAUCGAGCCAAGGAGCCGGUAGUCCACAAAGACCGACUUCAGCGGCCAUGCCGAACCCGACGGUCGCAAUGGCUAGACAAGUCAGCCAGCAACACGGCAGCCGCAAUGCUACUCCUCAGAUGGCCCAGGGCACACCGAAUGUGGCUGGCGCAGUGCCUAACAGGCAGAUGAGCCAAACACCGCGCAUGCCGCAUGGUAGUCCAGCACCAGGAACGCCGGCUGCAGUCAACAUCCCCAACAUGGGCAUGACACCGCAGCAGAGCGGGAUGACUCCGGAGCAGUUUGCGAUCUUACAGGCACAGCAGAGGCAGCUGCAAAAUCAAAGCCAAGGAGGCGCGGCCGGCUCACCAAGCCAGCAAAUCCCUGGUCAGAUGACUCCAGAGCAAUUCCAGAGCAUCAACCAGCAGCAACGAGCGCGAGCUCACCAACAGAUGUUGCUUGCACAGCAGUCAGGAGCCACACCGCAGCAGCUGGCGCAAAUGCAACAACGACAUAGGGCUAUGGUGAUGCAACAACAGCAGAUGAUGCAGCAGCAGCGCAUGAUGGCAGCGUCACAGCAAAACUCAAAUGCCAGCCAAAGCCCACAUCCGUCGAUGCAAGGCCAUCCACAGCAAGGUGGUAUGCAGCAAGGCCAACAAAUGACGCCCGAACAAAUGCAAGCUCGACAGCAGGCACAGCAGGCGCAGAUGAAACAAGCCCAGAUGCAGCUACAGCACCUUCAUCAGCAAUACAACGGAUUCCAAAACAUCCCUCCGCAAGUGGCUCAUCAGCUACCUCAACCAGUGCAGCUCCUACUUCGCCAACAACAGCAGCGACAGCAGACUGCUCGUGCUCAGCAGAUGGCCAUGAGAGCUCAGCAGGCACAAAACGCUGGCCAACCUGUCGCUGGCAGUGGAAAUGCCGAUCCUGAGUAUAUGCAGACGCUUCGGAAUCACCAGGCAAUGCUUGCCCAGCAGCACCCGCAGCAGAGUGGACGAGGAGGACAGAUGGGUGGUGUGAGCAUGUCGCACAACAUGAACUUUAACAACAUGCAGAACCAGCAAUUCGGCGGGCAAGGUCAAGGCAGCGACCUCUCUGCGCAAUUUCAGGCGAUGCAAGCUGCAUUGAACAGAGGCAACCAACAGGGGGGCGGACAGCAUUAG
Messenger RNA from Lecanosticta acicola, 2670 nucleotides. Lineage: Eukaryota; Fungi; Ascomycota; Dothideomycetes; Mycosphaerellales; Mycosphaerellaceae. The record is from the annotation of a GenBank genome assembly.